CAUUGUGGGACACAAACAAAGUGCCCCCCAAACAGGCUGGAGUGAAACGAGCGGCUACGGCGGCGCCGGCUCGCACGCGCGCUGCGGCGGCUCCCUCCCAGCUUCCCCUCCUCUCCCCUCAGUCCCUUUCCCCUUCCCCACCCCGCCCCGCCGGGCCAGCGCGAGCCAUCGCCCGCCCUCGGCCAACCGCCCCCAACGGCCGCCUGUGCGCAGCGGGCUGGGCCCCUCGCUCCUCCCCUCAGGCCCUCGGCCGCCGGGCGCUCUCCUCCUCGCGCCUCGCACUCUCGCACCUCGCGGCCACGCGGGUGAGCGGCGCCGCCAUGCGCGCCCAGUCCCAGGUUGCACCCUGGCCUAGGCGCGGCGGCCCGAGAUAGGGUCCCUGGAGCCUCCCGGGGGAGGAGAGGAGCCAGCCGCGCGCUCCGCCCCCUCCCCCCGGGUUGCCGCCACCGCCACCGCCACCACCACCUUGCCGCCCAGCCUGGCGGGGAAGAGGAGGAGCAGUUGCAGGCCUCCGGGCCCCCCGCACCGCCGCCCGCAGGAUAAUUCUGAUUCGUUGCAUCCUUGAAGAGCAUCAAUAGAAGAGGGGGAAAAAAGAUGGGUGUGAAAACAUUUACUCACAGCUCCUCUUCCCAUAGCCAGGAAAUGCUGGGAAAACUAAAUAUGCUACGAAAUGAUGGACAUUUCUGUGAUAUCACUAUCCGUGUCCAGGACAAAAUCUUCCGGGCUCACAAGGUGGUACUAGCAGCUUGCAGUGAUUUCUUUCGAACCAAACUUGUGGGCCAAACAGAGGAUGAGAACAAAAAUGUAUUGGAUCUGCAUCAUGUUACAGUGACUGGCUUUAUACCUCUUUUAGAAUAUGCUUACACAGCCACUCUAUCAAUUAACACAGAAAAUAUCAUUGAUGUUCUAGCGGCAGCUAGCUAUAUGCAAAUGUUUAGUGUUGCUAGUACAUGCUCAGAGUUCAUGAAAUCAAGUAUUUUGUGGAAUACACCUAAUAGCCAACCAGAAAAGGGUCUAGAUGCUGGACAAGAAAAUAGUUCCAACUGUAAUUUUACUUCUCGAGAUGGAAGCAUUUCUCCAGUGUCUUCAGAGUGCAGUGCUGUAGAAAGGACCAUUCCUGUCUGCCGAGAGUCCCGGAGAAAACGCAAAAGCUACAUUGUUAUGUCUCCUGAGAGUCCUGUAAAAUGUAGCACACAAACAAGUUCCCCCCAAGUAUUGAAUUCUUCAGCUUCCUAUGCAGAAAAUAAAAAUCAGCCAGUUGACUCUUCUUUAGCUUUUCCAUGGACUUUCCCUUUUGGAAUAGAUCGAAGGAUUCAGCCUGAGAAAGCAAAGCAGGCAGAAAAUACCCGGACUUUAGAAUUGCCUGGCCCAUCCGAGGCAGGUAGAAGAGUGGCCGACUAUGUGACUUGUGAGAGCACAAAAACUACCUUGCCACUAGGUACAGAAGAAGAUGUCCGGGUCAAAGUAGAAAGAUUAAGUGAUGAGGAGGUCCAUGAGGAAGUGUCCCAGCCUGUUAGUGCAUCGCAGAGCUCCCUGAGUGACCAGCAGACGGUGCCCGGAAGCGAACCAGUUCAAGAGGACCUUUUGAUUAGUCCACAGUCUUCCUCUAUAGGCUCAGUAGAUGAAGGAGUCACUGAAGGAAUGCCUACACUUCAGAGCACUUCUAGCACCAAUGCUCAUGCAGAUGAUGAUGACAGAUUGGAAAAUGUUCAGUAUCCCUAUCAACUCUACAUUGCUCCUUCUACCAGCAGUACAGAACGACCAAGUCCAAACGGUCCAGACAGACCGUUUCAGUGUCCAACAUGUGGGGUCCGCUUCACCCGUAUUCAGAAUCUAAAACAGCACAUGCUUAUCCACUCAGGAAUUAAACCAUUUCAGUGUGACUGCUGUGGAAAAAAGUUUACCAGGGCUUACUCGCUAAAGAUGCAUCGCCUAAAGCAUGAAGGUAAACGCUGUUUCCGGUGCCAGAUAUGUAGUGCCACUUUCACUUCCUUCGGGGAGUAUAAACACCAUAUGAGGGUUUCCCGGCACAUUAUCCGCAAGCCUCGGAUUUACGAGUGCAAAACAUGUGGCGCCAUGUUCACCAACUCUGGAAAUUUAAUCGUGCACCUGAGGAGUCUGAACCAUGAAGCAUCAGAGCUAGCAAACUACUUCCAGAGCAGUGAUUUCUUAGUACCGGACUACUUAAACCAGGAGCAAGAAGAAACCCUUGUUCAGUAUGAUCUUGGAGAACAUCCUUUUGAAAGCAACUCUUCUGUUCAAAUGCCUGUGAUUUCACAGGUCUCCUCAACCCAGAAUUGUGAAAGCACUUUUCCCCUGGGGUCUCUUGAGCUUGCAGAAAAGGAGGAGGAACUGCAAGAGCAGCCCAAGACCAGUGCUCAUGCCGAGGCUCCCAGAGAUGACCCCCCAACAGAGCUGCCAUCUAUAACUAUUGAGUAAUUCUGUGAUUGGCCUGGGUUUUGGUUUUUUUGGAAAGUGCCUGUGCUUGGUCUCAUAUGUUUAAAUUUAAUUUAAUUUUUUAAAGAAGGGUUCCCUUUGUAAGCCCUGAAACUGGAGGGUUCUUUGUUUUGUUUUGUUUUGUUUUUUCAUAGCUGAGAGAUUGCUUCUGUAUGUAUGUAUACAGUAAGGUAACAUUGACAGAACAUAAACUUUGAGACUUAAGGAAAAGCAGCUGACUUAAAACAUGGCAGUUCUUCCUCCCGUUGUUAAAGGUGGGCAGCAGCAGAGACAAGAAAUCAGGUUGUCGUUGCCCUUCCUGAGACAAGAGGGCUAGUGAGCAGUUACUAAACAGUUUGACAAUGCCUAAGUAAAUGUUUACUCCUAAAUGCGGGGUGUUAUAAACCCUGUAACUUUGGAAGUAUUUACAGUAAUUUUUUUUCAGAUGAAAGUAAAUAACUUCUGAAAUCUGGUAUAUUACUUUUUAAGCCAUUUUGAAUUUUCAUGGUGAAAAAUUAAUAUCGGGCAGGCAUUUCUUGUACCUUUAUAGUACCACUCCAUAGGCUAGGAGGUGUGAUUGAGAAGAGUCAGGCUGUACACGGAAUGGCAGGGUGCAGAAUGAGGUAGGUAUACCCAGCUCUGCAGCAACUCUCUUCUGACCGUUUGUUUCUCCUACUGGCCACUGAAUGCUGACACCUGGCUGACUAGGACAUGCACAGAGAAGUGCCCUCAUGUCCCACUUUCACUUGCAUAUAUUGUGCUGCCAUAUAAAAGAAGAAUAUUGAAGAUAUUCUAUAUUUUAUAUAUAGGUUUAUGUAUUGUUGAGGAUGUCGAUGCUGUGCUGUUUUGGACAAAAUAAAAGAAUUCUGUUUUGAGGCUACAUUCUUAACCCAAUUCAGAUUGUUUACAAGAUCACAUAUGACAAUGAUAUAAUGUCCUUAUUCCAAAAUAUUUUGAGGUAUUGCCAAGUUUGUUAAAAGCGGCUAUUAUAGUUUUCAUGGGAUGGAAGCAAUAAUGUAAAAGAUGAGAGGUUGUAAAAUGAUCAUCUGGGACUCAGAAAUUGGAGGAGAGAUUGUUAAGACUAGGAUCUAAAAACUUUGCUACUCAGAUGAUAACAUUUAUAUGAUAUUCUAGAUUGGGAUAUACUUUUUUAUCUGCUGCCAUUAAAGCCUCUUUGAUCUGAAAUAUUCAUGAAUCCAUGAAUAAUGAACAUUUGUGUAAUUUUUUUAUACAGAAAAUUGCCCCAGUGCUUAGCAUUAUAAUAGCCCCUGAUGGGUUAAAAGAUAAAAACAGCUUAAGUUCUUUUGUUUGUGACAGGAUCACAGUUAGUCCACGCAGGUCCAGAGCCCCUCAUCCUCUUGCCUCAGUUCUGCCACAGCCUUUACUAACAUUCUGUGUUAUAGACAUGUCACUACACCGGCUCAGACUCCAUGGUCUCAGUCACACACAUGAUCUGACUUUUAUCCCAGUGCCAGACCUUCCUUCCUUUUUAUAUUAUAGUAAUUUGUUUCUUUAAAAUUUAUUAAUUUUGCAAUUUAAUUUCUAUUUCUGGCCUUUUUUCUUCUUAAUACUGAGAAUUGAACCCAGGACUUUAUAUAUUAUGAGCACGUGCUCUAUCACUGAUAGAACCCCACCCCUUAGUUCCAGUUUUUUUUACCUGACUCAUGAGCUUAUUUGCUCCCAAGCAUAAGUAUGUGACUUUCGGAAAAAAUAAACUAGAAAAGUCAGUAAUUUUUAUUUUAUUAUCAUUCAUAUAUGAUCUUUGAAAACUGUGCCUACUAAUAAAUAAAUCCUAAAACUCAUUAGAAUCCUAUUUUAAUAUGGUAAAUAUUUUUGGUUCUAAAUUGGGUUGCUUUGUCUUGUUUUUAUUUUGUUAAGCUAUAAAAAGGGAAAAGGAAGAAAGAAAUAAGAGUAAAUCGGAAAUUAAUUGAUUUGAGGAAUUCUUUUGAGAAUUUUUUUGGUUGAAAGUUUUCCAGUUCACCCAUCCUAAGAGAUCUGAGUUAGGACAGCCCUGGUAGCCUCCCUGGGAGGGACAUGCCUCACUAUGGAUUUUCACUACUAGUGAUAAAUCGUGUAGCCAACCUUAAUGAGAGAUUUGAAUAUACUAUGAAUACACAAAUAGUUAGCUGCCUGCUGCCCAAAUUUUUUUGAUAAAAGUUACCUGACCAGUGUUUAAUAUAAAAUGAUACGAAGGCCUUUUUCUGUUCUAAUAAAACUACAUUUUUGAGGACAUUUCUUUUAUGGGUCUGUUAUAGGAAAUAUAACUGCAAGAGAUAAUUGUAUAUGUAGUAAUAUUUAAAGCUUAUUUAAAGUUGAUUUAAGAGAGGAAUGUCUGGAUGUAUACUUUUCACCAGAACAUAUAGAAAACAUUUUGAAGAGAUGAGAGCCAGUUAUGAUCCCCUCCUAGAAACCACCAGGGUAACUAAACAGAGAAGCAUUCUUGUUUAGAAUAUUUAAAGGUAGCUAUCUUUUGUAAGGCCUACAAGGGUAGCUUUGUGAUAUUUAAAGGGCUUAAAUUUUAGAAUGCUAGAUAAAUUACUUUUUAAAAAACUAAGCAUUUUAUAUAACAAAAGCUUUGUUUUCAGUUUUUUCCAACUACCAAAUAGAUAGGAUGUGCUUUAGAAGUGUUCACCGUGUUGUUAGGAGUUGUAGCUCCUCUUAUCAGCCUUCGCAUUUCCAGACUCUAGCCUUCAGAGCAUUAUGUCAGGAAGUCACCAAGUCAGAAACGGGAGAUUUGACAGUAACCUUUACUUGUGCAUUUGAAUUUUCCAAGAAAUGGAUGUAGAUAAAUGUUAUUAUCCACAAAUAUGUGAGCUUCUCUUAAUUGGCCAUUUUAAACAAUCCUAAUUUUUAUUUUGAGUUUAAUUUCAAGUUUAACCACAGUUAAUUAUAUUACUAGGUUUUAUUUUCAGGUAUUGAGGUGUGGUGUUUGGUUUUUUAAGUUCACAGUUGUGUUAAGACAAAAUAUACUAAAAUGCUUAAGUGGCUUCAUUUCAGUCUUAGGCUUGAACAUUUUAAGUCCCGAUAAAUAGGGUCCAUGUUAGGAUACAUAUUCCCUUUGUUAUUAAAAACAAACAAACAAUGAAUACUUGUGUUUUGUUAGAACGUUUUACUAAAUACGGUGAAGUGGUCAGGGCCUCUGAUUCGCCGAGUCAUUGGUAACCCAGUUACCUUCUAACUGCUGAGCCAGGCUCUCCUGUUUUAAAACUGAUGCCCGUUUAAAACUGAUCUUCCUUUGGAAGCUACAUUAAGUCUUUCACUCCCCCCCCCUUUUUUUUAAGACUCCUAUUUUAUUCUCUUAGUCUAAUUAAUAGAAGCCACUUACGCAGAGUGUGUCCAUUUUCAGAUUAUGCUUUAGUCUGUUAGUUUUGAAUUUCCUAUAAGGUGCAUGACCAUACAGUGUUAAUACAGAUGGUGAUUCUCUACUAGGACCAUAGAGAAUGAUUUCUUAUGAUGGCAAAUGAACAGUCCUCAAUUUUAACUGAAGAGAUUUUGAUUUGUAGAUCUAAUAAACAGACAGGCAGAUUGGAAACUUCCCAUUGUACUGCAUCACUCAUCUACCCAAAGGGUCUUCAAACUCUGAAGUAUAUAUCUGUGUGAAGGCAUGAUUUUUGAGUUCUUAACUAGGGGUGGGGGAAGGAACUAGGAAAACUCACAUAUGGAACAAACAGCCCAAAGGUAGGGGAGGAAGAUUGGAUUUCACUGUAAGUGUUGACAUCAGAUGUCUUUUUAUAUUUUGAUAGUUACUAAGAGAACGUGUAGAAACCAGAAGGCAAUGGAACAAAAGUGAGGGAAUGGAGAGAUGUUUUUGUUAUAAACACAGCUAUGAGAAAUAUUUAUAACUAACAUGUUUUAAAUAAGAUCAUCAUAAUUAAAAUUUAUUUCACUUAUACUAGUAUUUAUCCCUCUUACUUUUGACAGAAUGUGGUGACAUGGGAUAAUUUUUAUGUGAAAAAUCUUCAGCAAAACAAACCUACAAAAUAGCAAUGGUUCAGAUAAACAGUGAAGUGGAAUCAGCCAGUCCUCAGGCCGGUUAAGAAGUGGGCUACAGAUGUUUCACUCUAGAUUAUACAUAAAUUGAGAUCUUUGCUGCAGCCUAGAAACAAGAACUGUGCUAAACAGUACCAACUACUACCAGAAAUUAGACUUUUUUUUUUAAAUUAUUGUAUACUGAAGUGAUGAGUGAGACGCUUUCCCCGUAUCAUAUUUUAUUUUUGUAAUAGAAAUGAUAGUUCAUGCUUUGGAAGUAGUCACUCUAGGCUCCAGACAGUGCUGCUGGAACCUUCUUUGGCAGUGUCUGAACAGCGAUGCUGCUUCAACAGCUUCUUCAGCUUUAGUAAUGCUCCACUGAGUGAGACCCAGGCCGGUUCCAGCAACCAGGCUUCCUGUGGACAUAACAGUUUACAAAAACUUAAGAGUUCACACCAUGAUUGAAAAACAUUAAAAUUAAUGGUUUUUAUUAAUUAAAAAUGAAAGAAAAUUAAGUUUUUUAAGUGCCUAAUUUAUAAAAUUAAAUUCUUUAUUUCUAAGUUAUUAAGCUUUGCUAAGCCUAAAAGCUCUGGGCUCAGUUGUGAUGAUUUACUAGUAAGAUCACCAAUAACCAUUGGAGGAGCUAUAGUGUCAUGACUUUUACUGAAUUCCUUGUUUUCUCAAAUGCCAGUCUGACUAUACCUAGAGGUUGAAAAGUCGUCCUGUGAACGAGUGUUCAUUACCAACUCGCAUAGCCUGCAGAGGCGUGAGCCUCUAUCCGCACCAGGAGAGGUGGUAGUGUUGGGGAAGCACUGUCUGCAGCUCUGUUUUCCAGAGAGACCCUUUUCUGUAAUUAGUGUGUGAGUGCUCUUGGGUUUGGGUUUGUACGUUAGGUAGCAGUUCCCUGGGUGGCAGCUGAUAUGGAAGGUCUUUGAUACUGAGAAUGCAUUGCAGUUUUGAAGGUUGUGCUGCUUUUCUGCCCCCUAGAGUGAGUGGCAUUGGGUAUUUAGAAGUAAGGUCAUAAACUUAUUAUUUUGUUUAUACAAAAUGAUGGCUUCUGAUGCUUAUAUAUGAAGGUAUUGCUUAAAAAAACAACAGUCCUCUGAUAAGGUAAAAUCUGGUUUUGACUCAAAUUCCAAUGAUGUAUUUAGUUUAUUGAUACUGGGUCUCCUGUUGCAUCAGCUGGAGAUUGCCUGCCUCUUUGUUAAGGCACCCUUGUGGCACCUUACGUUCAACUUGAAGGAUGGUAUGUGGCCUCUUUGUGCCUCUACUGUCUUUUCAAAAGCCAUUUUAUAAAAAAUCUUAGGUAUUUUAAUAUUUAAAUAUAUAUAUUUGUGAAAGAUACUUUUAGAACAAACUUUUUUUUUUAACUUUAAAAUUCCUGUAUUCCCAUUUUUAAGAGUAAACUAAAGAUUUUCCAGGCUUAGGAGUAUCUUUUUUCAGAGCCGUGAUAAGAAAGUCAGAUUGAGGUAAUAAAUCAGAGAGUUUGGUGAUAGGGAAAGAGAUGUCUGGUGAGAGGAAACAGAUGUAAAGGUGAAAAUAAUUACUUUGAUGUAACAAAUUAACUUUUUAAAUAAAGUUGUGGUUUGCUCCUGUGAU
Messenger RNA from Apodemus sylvaticus (European woodmouse), 8004 nucleotides. RefSeq names its product zinc finger and BTB domain containing 44 (gene Zbtb44). NCBI's taxonomy places the organism in Eukaryota, Metazoa, Chordata, Mammalia, Rodentia, Muridae. The record is from RefSeq and is a predicted model, not a curated record. Gene Ontology annotation, molecular function: protein binding.